GUCAACAAAUGGCUGGAGCAGGGGGAGGGGGUCGGGAUCAAAGGCCCCUAUUGUAUUGUAGGGACCGGCGGGCCCGAGUAAUGGGGGCGCGGCCCCUUUAAGGACCAGGAGCCCCCCCGGCAGCUGGAGCUCGGGGGCCCUGGGGGGGGCAGAUGCCGGGACCGCCCAGCCCAGGGUGGCUCCGGUGCGGAUCCCCCCCCCCCCGCCCCUGCGGAGGCUGCGCUGCAACCUGUGGCUGGCCGGGCCCCAGCAGGGAGCGGGCGGAUCGGACCCCGCCUUGGGGGCUCGGGUGGCUCCGAGCCGGUGAAGAUCUCGGCGUCCGGCACCAGCGCGCCAUGAGCUAGGGGGGGGGCACCGCCUGUGCCAUGAGCCCGGGAUGGACCAGAACACCUUCUCGCACAUCCAGCUGUGGUGCCCACGGCCCUUCGGCACCUACUCCCAGAACAAGCCGUGCGGCGGCAGCCCGGUGAAGAAGCCCUUUGGGGACUUCGCCUGCAGAACCAAGGAGGGGGAGGACAGCGGGGAGGCCUGCUCCGAGAACACCCCGCCCGCCCCGGCCCCGCCGCCUCCCCUGGUCUCCCCCAGCUCCAGCCAGGGGGAGGAGGGCCGGGUGCUGCUGGACACCUGGUACGUCAUCAAGCCCGGCAACACCAAGGAGAAAAUCGCCUUCUUCGUGGCCCACCAGUGCAGCAGCAGCGGCCGCGCCAGCACCAUGAAGGUCAAGGGCAAAUGGGGGAACGACAGCUCCAAGGCCAAGCGCCGGCGGCGCUCGCACGACCCCAGCAAGGCCAAGCCGUGCCCGGGGAAGGACAAGGACGGCAGCAAGGAGGCGGAGGACGUGUACCUGUGCCCGGAGGCCCCCGCCGAGCCGGGCGGCGACACGGACCUGCUCUCCGUGGCCGAGAUGGUGGCCCUGGUGGAGCAGCGGACGGCGCUGGCUCUGCAGGGCUACUCGCGGCCUUGCCCCGGGGGGGCGCCUGCGGCCCCGGCCUCCCCCGUGGUGUUCCUCUCCGCGGAGCAGGAGCCGGCGGCCGGGGAGAAGAAAGGGGCGGGCGGAGGGGGGGGCCAGGACUGCCGCCGGGUGGCGGAGGCGGUGGCCCAUUUCGAGUCGCAGCAGGAGGAGCGGAGCGUCCUGCGGCAGAACGGGCUGUGCCCCGAGGCGGCCGAGUGCGUGGCCAACUCCCAGCAUAGCCCCGGCGAGGUGCGCAUCGCCUUCCGCAUCUCCAGCAGCCGGGACCCCCGCUCGCCCCCCGAGGGGGGCUCCGGCGCCCGCCCCAAUUGCAUGUUCAUGAGCUGCAGCACCGGGGGCUCCGCCGCCGGCUCCGGCGCCCAUACCAAGGACAAGAUCACCUGCGACCUCUACCAGCUGAUCAGCCCCUCCCGCGACUCCCUGCCCAACAAUGUGGACUUCCUGCUGUCCAGUGCCGCGCCCAAGGGCGACGGGGCCAGCGAGCCGCCCGAUUUGGAGCUGAGCUGCGGCGAGAGCCAGGCCUUGCCGGGCAAGCUGGAUGCCGGCCCCGAAGGCAGGGCCGGGGAGAAGCUGGGGGGGGCAGCGGCAACGCCCCGGGACUGCGUGGCCGGCUUCCACGUGGAUGUGGUGGUGACGGGCGUGGUGGAUCAGUGCGUCUUCUUCGGCAAGGACAGCACCAAGACCAUGAAGGAGGAGACGGUGUGUCUGACGGUGGGGACCCCCACCCCGGACGGGCUGUGCUCCGCCUGCGAGGAUCCACCCCCCGGCCAGCUUUUCUUCCUUCACACCCAGGCCUCCCGGCCCGAGGACACCCGGGAGGCUGCCGGCUCCCUCCUGGACAGCAAGAACAACGGCGAGGGGGGCCCGGAUGGGCCCGGGCUGGAGCCGGCGGCCUCGGACGCCUCGCUGUGCCGCCUCUACCGGCACGUCUCCCACGACUUCCUGGAGAUCCGCUUCAAGAUCCAGCGCCUGCUGGAGCCCCGCCAGUACAUGCUGCUGCUCCCCGAGCACAUCAUGGUGAAGAUCUUCAGUCACCUCCCCACCCAGUCGCUGGCCGCCUUGAAAUGCACCUGCCACUACUUCAAAUCCAUCAUCGAGACGUUCGGCGUGCAGGCCACGGACUCCCGCUGGAACAGGGACCCGCUGUACCGCGACGACCCCUGCAAGCAGUGCAAGAAGCACUACGAGAAGGGGGACGUGUCUCUGUGCCGCUGGCACCCCAAGCCCUACCACCACGACUUGCCUUACGGACGCUCCUACUGGAUGUGCUGCCGGCGCACGGACAAGGACACGCCGGGCUGCCGGGUGGGGCUGCACGACAACAACUGGGUGCUGCCCUGCGACAUGCUGAGGGACCGAGCGGCCAGGCGGGAGGACGGGAGGUGAGGUGGGGCGGCCGGGCGCCGGGGCGGGAGCCCCCGAGGUCUCGUGCGUGCGUGUGUGUGUGUGCGUGUGCGUGGUUUGGUUGGUUUGCCUGGCUGGCUGGUGCUGAUCUCGGCUGCAGCCCAUCCCAAAAGAAA
Molecule: messenger RNA, 2490 nt
Organism: Mauremys mutica (yellowpond turtle)
Lineage: Eukaryota; Metazoa; Chordata; Testudines; Geoemydidae
Gene: FBXO46
Product: F-box protein 46
Exons: 2
Coding region: 377-2356 (659 amino acids)
Biological process (GO): intracellular signal transduction
Molecular function (GO): protein binding
Source: RefSeq, a predicted model, not a curated record